AUGCUAGAUAGGAAACAGAUACGUGCCAUUCUCUUAUACGAGUACAAAAACGGGAUGAAGGCGUCGGACGUGUCGCGAUGCUUGAACAACGUGUUUGGGCCCGGCACAAUAAGCGAUCGCACCGUCCAAUGGUGGUUCACAAAGUUUAAAGGCGGCGACGAGAGUCUGGAGGAUGAAACGCGAAGCGGACGACCUUCAGAAGUUGAUCUAGAGCUAUUGGGGAAGAUUGUGGAUGAAAAGCCUAAUAUUAGUUCAAGAGAGUUGGCUCAGAUGAUGAAUGUUAGUCAUACGACGGUGGUGAAGAAGCUGAAGGAGGUUAAAAAGCUCAAAGGAUAUGCUGAGAAUGAGAUGAUGUUGUUGGCGGCAGAUCAAUCGACAGAACAAGGAUGUAGGCCUAAAGAAGAGGUUUGCAAGCUGACAGAACAGAGUCAUAAAGCUAUGGAACAGAGCCACAAACCUUUGGAACACAGUGUGAGGUCGACGGAACAUGGCACAGAAAUCAGACUACAGAUACCUCUAGAUCAACAGACAGUCAAGCCAAGUCCUCAGCUACCUAAUCAAUCAUCACAAUAUCAACAACUAA
Molecule: messenger RNA, 583 nt
Organism: Bursaphelenchus okinawaensis
Lineage: Eukaryota; Metazoa; Nematoda; Chromadorea; Rhabditida; Aphelenchoididae
Source: the annotation of a GenBank genome assembly